AUGGCCGCAAUGAAGCUCGCCAUAUUGGGAACAAGCUGGCCCCAUCGCCGCGAGGCACUGACUGCUAUUGAGACUGCCACGUUAGGCUCCUACGAGUCUAUAGCUGUACCGGCACGAUUAGCCCGCCUCCGCCUGGAGGAGGAUAUGGAAACUGUCGCUCCGACUGUAACUGGCAACACGUACCCGGCUACUACCAACAUAUUUGCCCUGCCCGACGAUAUUAUUCGGGCUUCAGAUUCUGACAGCGCGGCCGCAGGAGAGAUGGGCAAGGCCCGUUACGAACAAGCGAACAGGCUUGUGCAGAUACUCAAAGACUACACAAACACAAAACGCAGUACCUGA
This is a messenger RNA of Aspergillus nidulans FGSC A4, 342 nucleotides long. RefSeq lists its product as uncharacterized. The transcript is spliced from 2 exons. The record is from RefSeq and is a predicted model, not a curated record. Bases 1 to 342 code for a protein of 113 amino acids. Lineage: Eukaryota; Fungi; Ascomycota; Eurotiomycetes; Eurotiales; Aspergillaceae.